Messenger RNA from Thermothelomyces thermophilus ATCC 42464, 2267 nucleotides. RefSeq lists its product as uncharacterized. Gene Ontology annotation, biological process: translational initiation. The record is from RefSeq and is a predicted model, not a curated record. The transcript has 2 exons. Gene Ontology annotation, cellular component: cytosolic small ribosomal subunit. NCBI's taxonomy places the organism in Eukaryota, Fungi, Ascomycota, Sordariomycetes, Sordariales, Chaetomiaceae. Gene Ontology annotation, molecular function: mRNA binding; tRNA binding; ribosome binding. Bases 112 to 2199 code for a protein of 695 amino acids.
UCCUCCUAUCGAACGGCGCGGUCAUCCCCCGGAGACAGCAAGAGGAAUCAAGAACAUAACAGUAAAACAAACCAUACCUGCUAUCGCGAUCACCUGUGGCUUUGACUAGUCAUGGCGAGUCCGUUGCAGUUUGCCUACCGGACCCAGAAGGCCAUCGGCGUCUUCGAUGCGGCGCCUGUCUACGAAGCGCUUCCUGGGUUCGCCAAGCCCGAAGGGAACCUCCGGUGCUGUGUCUACUCACCCUGCGGCCGCUACUUCGCAUACGCCUCUAACGAGGGUGUCGUUGUCGUCGAUGCCUCGGUUGGCCAUGUGUUGACCUCACUCCCCAUUGCCAACGUAUACGAGCUCGGCUUUUCUCCCCGAGGUACUUACCUGAGCACCUGGGAGCGCCCUUCCAAGGACGAAAAUGGCGACGCCACCAAGAACCUCAAGAUCUGGCGCACCAUUGAGGACGUUGCCGAGGGCGCCGAGCGGCAGCCACUUGGCAAGUUCGUCCAAAAGUCACAGUCGGGCUGGAACCUCCAAUACACGGCCGAUGAGAAAUACUGCGCCCGCAUGGUCACCAACGAGGUGCAGUUCUACAGCAGCAGCGACCUGUCGACCGUCUGGAACAAGCUGCGAGUUGAGGGCGUGGCUGAUUUUGCCAUCGCCCCCGGUCUCAACCACAACGUCGCAGUCUUUAUUCCGGAGCGCAAGGGCCAACCCGCUGCCGUCAGGGUCUACAACGUGCCCUUGUUCAACAGUCCGAUUUCGCAGAAGACUUUCUUCAAGGGCGACAAAGUACAGCUCAAGUGGAAUGCUCUAGGCACGAGCCUGAUUGUGCUGGCACAAACAGACGUGGACAAGUCGAACAAGAGCUACUACGGCGAGACGACCAUGUAUCUGCUGAGCGCCAACGGGGCGUUCGACGCCCGCAUCACUCUGGACAAGGAUGGGCCGAUCCACGACGUUGCCUGGUCCCCCAAUUCGACCGAGUUUGGUGUAAUCUACGGUUUCAUGCCCGCCAAGACGACCAUCUUCAACCAUCGCGGCGUGGCCAUACACUCCUUCCCCAUUGGUCCCCGCAACACCAUCAUCUUCUCGCCCACCGGCCGUUUUGUCUUGGUCGCCGGGUUUGGCAACUUGGCUGGCCAGAUCGACGUCUACGACUUGGAGAAGGAUUACCGCAAGAUUUGCACCAUUGAGAGCGGCAACCCCAGCGUUUGUGCCUGGAGUCCUGACAGCCGUUACAUCAUGACGGCGACGACAUCCCCGCGUCUGCGCGUGGAUAAUGGCAUCAAGUUGUGGCAUGUCAGCGGCGCCAUCAUGUACAAUGAGGACAUGGUCGAGCUGUACAACGUCAUGUGGCGCCCCCUUCCCGCCAGCAGCCUCCCCGGGGGGGACCCCUUACACCCGGUGCCGACCCCGCACGCCUCGGCCGUGGCGUAUCUCGGAACGGUCAAGACUCCGUCCAAACCCGUGGGCGCUUACCGGCCACCAGGCGCUCGCGGCGCCAUGACUCCUCUGCACUUCAAGCGCGAAGACGAGGGUGGUGCGGCCCACACGGUCAGCAACGGCACGCCCUCUAUCGGCCCCAACGGAUUUGGCCGGCCGCGGCACCUGGUUCCGGGAGCUGAGCCGGCGAGUCGGCCGCCCGUUCCCGGUGCGGUGCCUGCCGAUGAGGGCAACGCGUCCAAGACCGGGUCCAAGAAGAAGAAGCGGAACAAGAAGGCAAAGGAAGGAGAUGCUGCGAAUGCUGCGGCUGCGGGUGGGACCGCUACCGAGGGCGGUUUGGCGCCCUCCCCUCGCGAGUACGGCAACGCCUCGGGCAACGAGGGUCGCAGCCCUGACCGGCGCGGUCACCACUCCCGCAGCCGCUCGCGUCAGAACAACGGCAACCGCAACAGCAGCCGCCCGGCUAGCCGCCCGGCUCCAGCGGCAGCUCAAGGCGGAUCGCCAGUUCCGCCUGCUGUUGGCGGUGAUGCCAACGGUGCCGACGCUGCUGGUGCUGCUGCCUCCGCCGCGCCGGCUGCGGCGGCGGCGGCGGCGGCGAACCCCAACGCCAAGAAGAUCCGAGCUCUGCAGAAGAAGAUCCGCGCGAUCGAGGAUCUCGAAAUGAGGCUCGCAGGCGGUGAGAAGCUGGAGGACACGCAGAUCAAGAAGAUCAACACCAAGAAACAAGUGCUAGCGGAGCUGGCGGCGCUGGGAGAGCAUCCUUAGGCUGUGUGUCGUUGCUCUUGUUAACGAGCGACGUGAAUGGAUCCUGGAAGGGUAAAGUAUCGCAGGGC